AUGCCCAUCCCUCCAACGUUGGAGCCAACAAUGGAGAAACGGUGGUCACAUGUCUUCCUCUUCACCAUCUUUUUCUUCCCUCAGUUCCUUGUGCAAUCACAUGCUUCGCCGGAAUACACUCGCCAACCUCCCCGCCCACUCAUCUUCUCCACGAACACCCGAUCGGACUCCGCCCCUCAACAGGUUCACAUAUCAUUGGCCGGGAAAGAUCACAUGAGGGUGUCAUGGAUUUCCUCCGAUAAACACAUGCCGUCGACCGUUGAUUAUGGAAAGAUAUCAGGGAGAUAUGAAGCCUCAGCAACGGGACAUGAUACAUCGUAUACUUAUUUUUUUUACAGCUCUAAUAAGAUUCACCACGUCACCAUCGGACCAUUGGAUCCAAGUACGACAUAUUAUUACAGGUGCGGUGGUUCUAGCCCCGAGUUCUCCUUCAGGACACCUCCUUCAACAUUGCCUAUUGAAUUUGUUGUGGUUGGUGACCUAGGGCAGACAGAAUGGACUGCAUCAACCCUAGCACAUGUUGCAGCAGAGGACUACGAUGUCUUCCUGUUACCUGGUGAUCUUUCGUAUGCUGAUACACAACAGCCCCUUUGGGACUCAUUUGGACGCCUAGUCGAGCCAUACGCGAGCAUUCGGCCAUGGAUGGUGACCGAAGGCAACCACGAAAUCGAAACCUUCCCAAUCGUUUACCCCCAUGGAUUCAGAGCAUACAAUGCAAGAUGGUUAAUGCCAUACCAAGAGAGUGGUUCCAAUUCAAACCUAUACUAUUCAUUUGAUGUGGCUGGGACCCACAUUGUCAUGCUGGGAUCCUACACUGAUUUCGAUGCUAGCUCGGAUCAGUACAAGUGGCUCAAGGCUGACUUGGCUAAAGUUGAUAGGAUAAAGACGCCAUGGAUCCUUGUUCUCCUCCAUGCACCUUGGUACAAUACUAACUCUGCCCAUAAAGGAGAAGGAGAGAGCAUGAGGAAAGCUAUGGAAGAGAUGUUGUAUAAGGCACAAGUUGACGUUGUUUUUGCAGGACAUGUUCAUGCCUAUGAGCGCUUUACUAGGGUUUAUGAUAACAAGGCUGACCCAUGUGGUCCGGUCUAUGUGACCAUUGGUGAUGGAGGAAACCGAGAAGGGCUUGCUUUAGACUUUGAGAAUCCGAGUCCCUCGAUAUCACUCUAUCGGGAGCCAAGCUUCGGACAUGGUCGGUUGAGGAUUUAUAACAACACGCAUGCCCGCUGGUCAUGGCACCGGAACAACGAGUCCGACUCAUUUCAGGCUGACGAGGUAUGGUUUGAACGUUUGAGCUCGUCUAACACUUGCAAGGGUACCGUGCAAGGCCAAAUACACUCAAACUCUAUUGAUGAACUCUAAGCCCAUGCAAAAAAAUAGAUGUAUUGAAGAUGAUCCAGAUAAUUGUAAUCUUGUAUUAUGAUUUGUUGAAGUUGCAAUGUCAUUGUGUAGAUACAUUCUUUGCUAUUUCAAGCAUGUAGUUAAAGAACUUGUUAUUUGCAUCAUAGACUAUACAGGAAAAAUUUGAAAG
Molecule: messenger RNA, 1528 nt
Organism: Ilex paraguariensis (yerba mate)
Lineage: Eukaryota; Viridiplantae; Streptophyta; Magnoliopsida; Aquifoliales; Aquifoliaceae
Source: the annotation of a GenBank genome assembly